AUGAGGUCUUAUGCUGAAGCAAAGUCGAGAUGGGCUGAGACUUUGAGGCACGGCCCCGGCAUCGCCGACCUCCAGCGCGCCGUCGGGUCGAAUGGCGACGCUAGCCCAUGCCUGUCGGGCUGCCGCUCUGUUUGCUGGAAGGCCUUUCUGCUCUUCCAGCACGCCCCCACCGACCAGUGGCCGCACAUGCUGCGCGAGCUCCGUGGCUCGUACACGUCGGUGUCGGACCAGCACCUCAGGUUCAUCCGCCACCCUAAGCAGCUGGCCGACUUGUCUUUCGACCCUCUAGCCGAUGACCCCAACUCGCCAUGGCACACGGUGCGCAAGGACGAGCUUGUCAGGUCCGAGAUCCUGCAGGACGUUCGCAGGCUUCCCGACGAGCCCUUCUACCACCAGGAUGCUAUCCAGACCAUGAUCCUCGACAUCCUAUUUCUUUACUGCAAGCUGCACCCAGCCGUCGGCGGCUAUCGCCAGGGCAUGCAUGAGCUGCUAGCCCCCAUCGUCUAUGUUGUCGCCCAGGACGCCAUCGACUCUGCCGAUGCCGCGGCCGACGAGCUCGCUGAUGCCACCAUGGUGGAGAUGCUCGACUCGUCUUUUAUCGAACAUGACGCCUAUGCCUUGUUCUCCACUGUUAUGGCCAGUGCGAGCGACUUCUACGAAGUGGGCUCCGACACGGCAUCAACCGCCCAUGACAAGAACACCAUUGUGGAAAAGUCAGAGUAUAUCCACGAAGUUGCCCUCAUGAAAAUCGACCAGGAGCUUGCAACUCACCUUCGCAACAUUGAGGUUUUGCCCCAGAUAUUCUUAAUACGCUGGAUUCGCCUCCUAUUCGGCAGGGAGUUCCCCUUUGACCAGCUGCUGGUUCUUUGGGACACGCUAUUUGCCUUCGAUCCGAAUUUGGAACUAAUCGACCUCAUCUGCGUUGCCAUGCUGCUCAGACUUCGGUGGACAUUGCUUGAAGCCGACUACUCGGUAGCUUUACAGCUCAUGCUCAAGUAUCCAGCCCCACGGCCCCCCAACGGUCCUCAUACAUUCGUCGACGAUGCCAUCUAUCUGAAAACCCACUUCAACGCCGCUGGCGGCGUCACUUUAAUAUCAAAGUAUACUGGCAGGAGUCUGACUGCGGCUUCCACCAGCCCGCAGCCUUCCACACCCUCGUUUCAAGCUUUUGGCAGCCUGCGCCAGCGAACGCUAGGUGCUAAGUCGCCGCUUUCUUCACCAGCAAGGCUGCUGCAACAGCCCGGCGGGGUUGAGGCUCUGUUUCAAGGCGCCGCCAAAGGCGUGCUUGAGCGAGGUGAGAAACUCGGGAUCAACCAGGCAGUUCGUGACGCCAUGGGCGAGAUCCGGCGUAACGUUCAGGGCCUCCAUGAGGCUCGAAGUUCUACCAGGGGAUCCCGCAUUUCGCUCGGUGAGAAUCGGCCUGCAGCCCGAGAACGCUCACUCGCCGUGUCGUUAAUGGAACGGAGAAAUCGCCAGCUGGCAGCGAUGCUAGAUGAGUCGAUUACAAGCCUCAAGCACGUGGCUGCCUCUAAACUGGAGGGAGAAAAGGAGAAACACAUUGAAGCUGUCGAGAUCGCUGCGUCCAAAGUUCAGUUCGUCAAGGCUUGCUUAGAAGACACCUCGCUCGAGCUUCCCGAGGAGGAACCGCCUUCCCUAACCGCGCUUACGAUUUCGACACGCAUUGACAACAAGUCGCCAACGGUUGCCCUAGACACAACGCCGGUGAUAAUGACUUCGUCGGCUGUCGAGGAAGCGAGAUCAGCAUUAUCAUCACCAGAAUCGGAGGCUAAGACUAAUGGGUUGGCUACUUUGCCGGAGGAGGAGGGCCCACAACUACAGCAAACAGUCCAUGACGGCGACAAGAUGGACACUGACCCUCCAGAAGAAAACGAUAUAACGGCUCUCAAAAACACUCUGGACGCCGUGCCUUUAACACCAGUGUCUGACGGUCAACAACACAUCUCUAUUGCCCCAACAGAGAGGCCCAAGGGUCCAAUCCCAACUCGAUCAACGCUAGCACAGUCAUCAUUCUCUUGGAUGCUUGAGCCAGACACCACCGCAUCAUCCGCUCUCAAGGCAUCAUCUUCCCCGUCAAAUCGGUCUCCUAGCAACAAUAAAACGCCCCCGAAAAAGCGUCAUAAUCCCAGCCGGGAGCGCAACGCUUUUCUUUUUGGCGAAGUAACCUCUGGGGGGCACGACGAAAUAAAUAUUUCGUCGGAUGAGAUAUUCGGCCUGCAGCCGAUGGGCAAGGGCAGCUGA
Messenger RNA from Lasiosphaeria miniovina, 2259 nucleotides. RefSeq names its product rab-GTPase-TBC domain-containing protein. Gene Ontology annotation, molecular function: GTPase activator activity. The record is from RefSeq and is a predicted model, not a curated record. Bases 1 to 2259 code for a protein of 752 amino acids. The transcript is spliced from 4 exons. Lineage: Eukaryota; Fungi; Ascomycota; Sordariomycetes; Sordariales; Lasiosphaeriaceae. Gene Ontology annotation, biological process: activation of GTPase activity.